Fonsecaea erecta is the source of this 630-nucleotide messenger RNA. RefSeq lists its product as hypothetical. Gene Ontology annotation, molecular function: metal ion binding. Lineage: Eukaryota; Fungi; Ascomycota; Eurotiomycetes; Chaetothyriales; Herpotrichiellaceae. The transcript has 2 exons. The record is from RefSeq and is a predicted model, not a curated record. Bases 1 to 630 code for a protein of 209 amino acids.
AUGUACACGGUCAUCUCCAGGAUCAGCUCCAGGGCCACCUCCAGGACGACCCUCAAGGCCAUUGAACCCUUGGGAGACCCCUACUUGCUUCACUGGUGCCUUCAGGAGUCCCCGACGCGCUCACACCUCGCAGCCUGUUUCAGCGAUUUGAAUGCGCCUGCGAAACUUGCUGGUGUUACCACCGCCGGCAAACCCGAUGAUGCAGCUGAAGUUCCCAGAGUAUGCAAAUUUCGUACCGAUCUGACAAUGUCUCAUAUUCAGCUACCCGUCUCGAACGUCAUUGUCGGGAGCUAUUACCACCAUCUCAGGGGCGUGCAGCCGAAUGAGAGCCAGGCUCUGGGUUCUGUGCAUGUUCUGGCGACGAGAACGUUACGGUACAACAACCACUACACCCUGCAUCAGAUCGACGACGGGCACACCACGCUGCUCAUGCGCAGGCGAUACACCGCCGCGAACGAUCCGGGCAUCUUCACGGCCGGUAAGACGCUCCCGCGCAUCAUCACGCUCGUUGGCGACCACACGAUCACACAGCCGCUGCUGCGAUCGAGCAACAAGGCCUACGGACCGAUCAGCGUGAUCCACAUCGAUUCGCACCUGGACACAAUUCCCAAGACGAGGACCAUCAUAUGA